GAGAGGGGUUACACUUGCACUGAAAGAGCAGCUAAAUAUCUUAGAAUGGAUCUCUUUUUCUUCCUGUUUUGUGUCUCUGUGUAGAGUUGUGUCUCCUCCCUCAUCUCUUCUUGAACUGUGAAAUGCAGGAAGUGUCUGAUUUAGCGACGCAUCUCUGUUAAAACAGUCUGUUAAUGUGUCAGUAUGGGCUCCAGUGCACUGCCUCUCAUGAUCUUGCUGAUGUCCUUCAUCCACGCUGGACUCACUCAAGAGAGCCCAAAAGCUGUAUUGAAGGUGACUCCAGAUGAGAGUGUGUUCAGCGGAGAGACAGUCACUCUCACAUGUGACAUACAGGGAGCAGGACACAUUCAGUGGAGAUUCAGUUGGUUUAGAGAUGGAAACACAUUCUAUCCAUACACAACAACAACAGCAGCAGAGAUCAGUUUCACAGCUUAUGUGUCUUCCAGUGGUGAAUACAGCUGUAGAGGAGACACAUACAACCCACAGAGAUCAUCACACAUCAGUGCUGCUGUUACACUGACUGUAUCAGAUUCAUCCAGAUCUUCACUAACUGUGACUCCAGACAGUCCUGUAUUCACUGGAGAGACAGUCAAUCUGAAGUGUGUGAUUGAGACUCGCAGUUACAGUUACAGUUACAGAGACUGGAUAUGGAGAAUUGACCAAACAUAUAACUGGAGAUAUGAGUGGUAUAAAGACAGUGUAAUGUUACAGACGUCUGGUCGUUACACUGUAAACAGAGACACUCUCACUAUCAGAGGAGUAAUUACAUCUGAUCAGGGUCAGUACUGGUGUAGAGGACAGAAAAGAUCAGUCUCAUCUCAAUCAAGCUCUGUUUUUCUCUCAGUGAAAGAUUCCCCCAGAUCUUCACUGACUGUGACUCCAGACAGUCCUGUAUUCACUGGAGAGACAGUCAAUCUGACCUGUGUGAUUGAGUCUCACAGUAACUGGAGACAGAGAAAUGGACUGACAUAUGACUGGAGAUAUGACUGGACAUAUUACCAGACAUCUAAGUGGAGAUAUGAGUGGUAUAAAGACCCAGACAGUGUAAUGUUACAGACGUCUGAUCGUUACACUGUAAACAGAGACACUCUCACUAUCAGAGGAGUAAUUACAUCUGAUCAGGGUCAGUACUGGUGUAGAGGACGGAGAGAUCAGAGACCAAACUCAUCACAAUCAAGAUCUGCUGUUUCUCUCACUGUGACAGAUUCCCCCAGAUCUUCACUGACUGUGACUCCAGACAGUCCUGUAUUCACUGGAGAGACAGUCAAUCUGACCUGUGUGAUUGGGAUUUACAGUGACUGGAGAUAUGAGUGGUAUAAAGACACAGACAGUGUAAUGUUACAGACGUCUGAUGGUUACACUGUAAACAGAGACACUCUCACUAUCAGAGGAGUAAUUACAUCUGAUCAGGGUCAGUACUGGUGUAGAGGACAGAGAGAUCAGAGACCAAACUCAUCACAAUCAAGAUCUGCUGUUUCUCUCACUGUGACAGAUUCCCCCAGAUCUUCACUGACUGUGACUCCAGACAGUCCUGUAUUCACUGGAGAGACAGUCAAUCUGAAGUGUGUGAUUGAGUCUAAUCACAGUAACUGGAGAUAUGAGUGGUAUAAAGACACAGACAGUGUAAUGUUACAGACGUCUGAUCGUUACACUGUAAACAGAGACACUCUCACUAUCAGAGGAGUAAUUACAUCUGAUCAGGGUCAGUACUGGUGUAGAGGACAGAUAAGAUCAGUCUCAUCACAGUCAACCUCUGCUGUUUCACUCAUUGUGACAGCUUCAUCUUCUCUUCUGGUCACUGCUGUGGUUGUGGGAUCGAGUGUUUUCUUGCUGAUCUUCAUCUCUCUGCUGCUGCUGUGGAGAUACAAGAAGAACAAAGAUCAGCAGAGUAACAUUAACCAGACAUCAGUCCCAAAUCAAUCUGCAGAAUCUCAACCAGAAAACUUUCCUCUACAGUCUGCAGAUCCUGAUCAUGUUUAUGACGACGUGACUGAAGUAAAGAAGAGACACAAAGAUGAUCCAGAGACCACAGAUGUCACAUAUUCAGAGAUCUUAUGGUCAUAUGUGGAUAAAGAUGUUUCCAUGGCAGAAUCAAAUGAUGUGACUUACUCAGAAGUCAUAAAAAAAGUAAAGAAAUGCAAAGAUGCUGAUGCUGGAGUUGGUGAUGCAACUUAUGCUUCUGUUAGGAAGAAGGGUCCCUGAGUGCAGUGAAGACACGAAAGACGGCUAAAAGAGAUUCACAGCAUCAGACAAGUAGCGCUUGCAUUGCUUUAAGGGGUCAUGUGAUUCUAAUUUCACUUUUACAUGUUGUUUAACAUAAAUGUGUGUUGGUGGUGUGUGUACAUCUACUCUAUAAUGAUAAAAUCCACCCAGUGGUUUUAAUUUAAUCCCUAAAAAUAAUAUCUCCUUUUUCAAAUCAGAUCAUUGUCUGUGUGAUGUCACUUGGAUAAACGCCCCUCCCACAAUAGUAGAUUGACACUAGUGUUUUACCUUAGCUCCGCCCUGACUGAAUGUCAUCAGUCUAAAAUUGUUUUUCCGGCGGAGCAGAUGUCGACAAGAAUGUCUCUUAAGCGAUUGAAGUGUUCUGUUGUUGGAUGUAAUAAUGAACAUAGAAGUCUUUAUUUACUCCCGAUAUUUGAGCCGUUGAAGAUGCAUUGGAUUCUGUUUGUUUCUGAAGGGAAUGCGCCCCAAACAAACGAAAUGCGUUUAUGUUCACGUAAAUCAUUCAUGAUCCAGCUUCACCUACACAAGAAGUGAGGAAAAGAUUUUUUCUAAAUCUAUGCAAUUGCUGUUCCUAAUAACGUGCUAGUUAGCAAGUUCUGCGGCUAGUAAACAGUCUCUCAGAGCAGGGUUUCUCACCCCACAGUAGAGAGGGGCGGGGUCAGCAAAGCUCAUUAACAUUUAAACAUUUUUACAAAUGGCUUGAUUUCUGCAGAACUGAUUUUGACACAUAAAAAGGGUGUUAACACUACCACUGAGAAAUUUUAACUAAAGUAUGUUAAAGACUUUUCAUUAAGACCCUAAAGAAUCAUAUCAACUUGUGGAAAAUAGGCAUCCGAUGACCCCUUUAAGAAAUUAAUCUGAGUGAACUGCUUAUGCACAUGCAUUGUUAAAAUUCUUUAGAGGUGUAUAUUCACUGUAUUAUCUAGAGUUAUAUAUGUUUUUGUGUAAUUUUUUUUAAUCUUACUAAAAAAGUGACAUGACAUUUAGCCAAGUAUGGUGACCCAUACUCAGAAU
Carassius auratus (goldfish) is the source of this 3237-nucleotide messenger RNA. RefSeq names its product basement membrane-specific heparan sulfate proteoglycan core protein-like. Gene Ontology annotation, biological process: B cell activation; regulation of B cell proliferation; cell surface receptor signaling pathway. Lineage: Eukaryota; Metazoa; Chordata; Actinopteri; Cypriniformes; Cyprinidae. The transcript has 14 exons. The record is from RefSeq and is a predicted model, not a curated record. Gene Ontology annotation, molecular function: transmembrane signaling receptor activity; CD4 receptor binding; sialic acid binding. Gene Ontology annotation, cellular component: recycling endosome; early endosome; extracellular exosome. The coding region runs from base 184 to 2202 and encodes 672 amino acids.